AUGGCUUCGCCCUCCGCGGAGCUCUUUUCGAUUGUCCGGUGCGCGCUGUGGAAGUCCGGUCGUGAUGAGGCGCGUGAGCUGUUCUCACUUUCUUCUAGCGCUGCACAAGACGGGGCCGCAGGCGCCGAAAGACGAUUCAACCCAGACGAGACGCACGUGUACACGUUGGACAGCAUGGACGCCUUAGACGUCACAAUUGACGCGCAGACGCACAGCGCGGCCUGGCAUCAUCACCUGUCGCAGCAACACCACUGCACUCCAGCGACGAAGGAAACGGUGGAAGGCAUGCUGAAGGUGCAGUUUCUACUCACGUCGACCGUCUCCAGCAUGACCAACACACAGAAGACUCCCGCCCAGUUACUCCCGCUGCGCAUCCCGCUCAUCAAACCCAAUAUUGAGUGUCGGCCCGGCGUGAUUUGGUUUCGCCCCGGUCAGCAGCGCCACGACGGCCGUGCGCAAGUGGCCUACACUCAAACCUUCACGGUGUACAACACAAGCGCGGCCGCUGCGCGCUUCCGCAUUUACCCUGUUCCGGGAAGCACGGCAGAUAUACGGAAGAAGGCUGCCAUGGACACCUUCCGUGCUCAGCAGCAGCUGCAACUGCAGCGCAGCGUGCUGGCUGCCUCCGUUGCGGCUUCCCCCGCGGUGGCGAGUGAGCUGGUGACGGCGAACACGAUGACGACGACGGUGGGUGUGGUGGGCGACGAUGUGCAUCACUCCCUCAUGCACAAGGUGAAGGAGGUGGUGAAGAUGCCAGCCACGGCCCCACCGGCGGAAGGGCGGGCGGAUCUUGUGUACGUGGACGACCCUGCGCAGUUUACGAUCUCGCCGUCGGAGGGCGUCGUGCCGGCGGCUUCGCUGGGCGGCGAGCCGGCGGAAGUGAAGAUACGAGUGGACUUCCGUGAGUUCUCCAGCAUCCGUUACGAGUCGCUCUUCGCGGUUGCCAUAGAGGGCGACCCUUCCGUACCCCCGACGUAUGUCGUGGUGCGUGGGGACAGCCGGGACACGGAAGUGUGA
Molecule: messenger RNA, 1017 nt
Organism: Leptomonas pyrrhocoris
Lineage: Eukaryota; Euglenozoa; Kinetoplastea; Trypanosomatida; Trypanosomatidae
Exons: 1
Coding region: 1-1017 (338 amino acids)
Biological process (GO): negative regulation of cell population proliferation
Source: RefSeq, a predicted model, not a curated record